Messenger RNA from Lymnaea stagnalis (great pond snail), 19604 nucleotides. Lineage: Eukaryota; Metazoa; Mollusca; Gastropoda; Lymnaeidae. The record is from the annotation of a GenBank genome assembly.
CACAAUGGCGCCUUCAAGACUUCCUCUUCUUAUACUACUACUAAAAAGACAACUAUUUUUAUAUUUAUUUAUAUUAAUAAUUAUAUGUAAGUAAUAUUAAUUGUGUAUGAAAUUAACCCAACUUUGCAUUGCACUUAAAAAGAUUUUUUUUUUAAAUAAUUAAAAUUUUAGGUUUAAGUUUACGUUUUUCUGAAACUUUAGUACUAAAGACAAAAAGGCAAAGGCCAAGGCCAAGGCUCACCAAACUAAAAAAACAUGUUUUUUUUCAUCUUAACUUUUAAUAAUCUCCUUUUAGCAACUCAUGCCCUUACCUGCAACAUCCAAUUUCCCUUCUCUAUAGUCUUAGUAGUAUUGAGACUAUACUAUACUAUAUAAUGAUAAUUAAAAUUAUAAUCUUCAAUUUAUUUGUUCUUUACUAAUCUGUCACUAAUCUUUACUUUAUCAUUUAUCAAUCCCUGCCAUCUCCAUCCAGCUUGACUUCUCAUAACCUUUCACCUUUUAAUACUCUAGACCAGGGGUUGGGAACCUUUUUGUCUGAGAGAGCCAUGGACACCACAUAUUUUGAAAAGUAAUUCUGUCACAGCCAUGCCAUAUAUUAUUAAUGAGUUUAAAACUAAAAAUUAAAGUACUAAAUUUACUAAAGUAAAUGUGUGCAUUUUGUGUAAUUUCAACACUAAAGAAUCAAUAAUUAUGUCUCUUAAUUCUUUUUAAUAACUUUGUUAUGCUGUUGCUAAUCAAUAAUGAGUAUUUCUUACCAUCAAUUCUACUUUUUUUUUAUAAUCGAACAUUUGUCUGCGAGCCAGAUGCAGCCAUCAAUAGAGGUACAUCUGGCUCACGAGCCAUAGGUUCCCGACCUCUGCUCUAGACUAUAGCCAUAAUUAUAAUCUUCAAUUUAUUGGCCCUUUACCUAUCCCUACCAUCUCCAUCCCGCUUGACGUCUCGAAACCUUUCACAUGUACUUAUGAAUAGGCCUAGGCUAUUCUAGAGUAGUAAAAGGAUGAAAUAAAGAGUGGGUUAAUUCGCAGAAGAGAUGCUAUGUUUUUUUAUUUCCAAUGGCCGCCAUCUUGGUUGACGAGACCAGUUACUUCUGUCACUAAAUCUAAGUAAGGCUGCGGCUAUUUGGACCUGGGUCCGAGAAGUUAGAGUUUGGGCUUAUUAAAAAAUGUUUAAAAAUUUUUGUAGGGUUUUGUAAGACAAAAUUUGGUACCAAAUGAAAGAUAAUUGAAUGGACUAUAUGUUUGUAAACUUACUUCUUAAAAGUUUAACUAAAAUAAACUACUACAAAUGACAUCCAAAUAGCAUUUAGUCAAAAUGGAACCGGAAACACAUCACUGCUAUUCGGACCAGGGUCACUUUAGAGUCAAUGCUAUUCGGAUGCCAUUUGUGAUAGUUUAUUUUUGUUAAACUGAAGAAUUAAGUUUACAAACAUAUAGUCCAUUCAAUUAUCUUUCAUUUGAUUCCAAAUUUACAACCGAACAAUAUUUAAAAAAAAAAAAUUUAAUCCCAACCUCUCACUUCGUCUAAGUAAAUGUAUCCCUAAACCUAACCUGAGCCUGAAUUCUAAUUCACGGCAACUUUAAUAAACACCCAAAACACCCGUCGUGGCAUCCUAUCUUCCUUUUAGCCAAAGAGUGAUUUUGGUAGCCACUUACUUCAUGUUAGAUAAUGUUUAUUAAAAUGUUAUUAUUUAUGGACUUGAAGAACCCUAUGCCAUUUUAUCCUUAAAUUAAUUUAAUCUUAUUUUGAGGGGGAAAAAUGAGUUGUUUUUCCACCAGAAAGUUAGGGCCCUACAUGAUCUCUUGUCAUCAAGUUUUAAAAUAAAUGAUUUUCAAAUGUCACAGAACCUCCUAAUUACCCCUAUUUCUCUGGGUUUUUUUUUCAUUUUAACAGGUGGGCAAUCCAGUCAAGCAACUUUAAAGCAAGCUAACUGCUCUAUUGAAAAUCCACAAAUAUCUUUUAACAAUGACUCAAUUAUCUUACAAUACACAGCAUAUUUCAGUAAACCAAUGUCAAAUUACAAUAUGGUGUUUGCCAUAUUUGACAUUGUAACUCAUACAGAGACUGAGGUAAUUAUUAAUUAAUUGAUAUUCUUAAACUAAUGCUUUUUUGUGGAUAAAAUAGUGCAGGCACUGCCACUUUGUUGGGGGAGGGGGUGCUGGGGACAUAAAUUUAGGACACCAAUGACCCCAAAGCCAAAAGGGGGUGAAGUAAGGCAUUUUGUAAGUCCCUCCCAAAAAAUAUAUUCAUAAUACAUUUUGGCGCAAAUCCUGACUGAAUUUAUUUUUCCUCAUGCUGCACUUAUUUGGAAAGCAACAGAAGAGAUUCUAGUUGAAAUUUAGAUGUCCCCUGACCUGGUUGAGUUUUAAAAAUUCUUUAUUUUUAGUCGCUGCUAAAUGAUAAUGUUGUUUUUUUAAUUCUGGUAUAUCCAACAAAAUUUAAUUAAUAAGUAAAUAAUGUGCUCACUUGUGUUUGACAGUUUAAGUUAAUACCACACAAGAAUAAAUUAUUUUUAAUAUUGCAAUUCAUUGAUAAACUUACUAAUGGAAAUGAAUGAAUCAUUAAUGAUGACGUUUUUGACAUCAAAUUAAAUCUUAAAUAUGGAUCAACAGAGAAGCAUAUUUAAUAUUAUAGGGUAGACAGUAUACUGCUUGGUAGCGUUAUGGUGUCACUACUUCCUAUUCUCAGUAGAAUAUAGAGUUUGGAACAUACAUAUCAAGUGUGUUGGCGAAAUUGUUUUUAUUUUAAAUUUGUAAUAGUUUAAUUCAUUCACCUUUUCCAGGGUAAACUGCCAUACUUCAUUUAUAAUUGAAUACAAAAAAGGAUGUCUAAUGUUUUAUAGAAAACUAUAUAAGUCAUUGUUCCCUAGUGCAUCAUGAAUACCCUUCCGGAGAGUAAUUUAAAGAUCAUGGAGGAUUUUUAGUCUAUGAGACAGGAAAUAUUUUUGGGAUUUCUAAAAAGUGAGAGGGUGGGGGUUUUGGGGGGGGGGUGUUACAAAUAGAUGACAUAAGAUCACUUUUUCUAAAACUGGUAUUGUUUCAAUUAUUCCAAGUCUAAGCUAAUUUAUUUCAUUUAUUGUCGUUCUUGUAAGUUUAAUCCAAUAAUGUUGAAUCUUGAAGAUUAAAAAUGCUUCAAAGGCAGAGUGGAAUUUAGGGGCAGCAUGAAAACCUCAUUUUAUUUUAGAUGUUCAACACUGGGGGAAUGCUAGCAUUAAACUUUACAGGACAUUACACUUUACAGGAAUAGGCAUAAAAGUUUGGUAAAUACUGCUAGAACUAGAAGAGAUGUUGGCGAAAAUUAUUAUUUUAAAUUAAUUCAUGAGUUGAUAUAAUAUUUAAAUGGAUACUGGUACUAUUUAAAAGAGUAUUGCAACAGUAUUUUCACACCAUUUAUAUCACAAGACAUGUUUAAACACAUUUGUAAAAAAUCUUUAUAUGAGCAUUGAUCGUAUGCAUUGUAGAAAUUGAGUUUUUAAUAUAAUAUUUUUAACACUUUCAUUUUAUUCAAUAUACAUAUAAAUAUAUAUUUUUUAAUCAACAAUUUCUUUGCUAGAAAUAAAGACAUUUUAAAUUUUUCUAUGAAAGGUAUAAUGGAAAAAAAAAAAGGCUAACUUUAUUUUAUUAGCCAGAAUUAAAUAUAGGUAUUAGCCUGCAUGCUUAAAAUGAUUUUAGACAUUUCUUUAUAUUUAAAGGGAUAAAUAGCACUGCCUGUACCAUAGUGAUAACGGAAAACAGUUCAACAAAAGUUGUCAACAUUUUAAAAUUCAUGUGUCAUAAGACAGCCAAUUUAGGACAGUCAGAUAACACAACACUAUAAAAUUUGGUCCUAGUAGUCUUGAUGGAGAAUGUAACAGUUGAAGCUUUUUAAUACUGGUAUAUGAUGAUAGAGUAACAUUUAAUAAGUCUUAUGUUUAAAAAUUAUUGCUACAUUUUAUUAAAAUAUUACAUUUUAUUAUUAAUUAUAAUUUCGAAUUAUACACAAAUCUUCUGUUGCAGCGUAUUUCCCAGAAUCUCUUAUCUGAUUGCGAGGGAUCCAGCAAGGAAGUUUUCUCUUGUGAAAAAAUUGCAAAUAAUAAAGUCAAAUUCAGUUUGAUCUUAAAGCCUGAAAAAAAAUACAAAAAGGCAAAGGUGAAUAUUACAUUAAAAAUAGACAAGAAAGAAGAUUGCAUCAAUGACACAGAGCUUCCUGAGAAAUUUGGUAAAUGAUUGUUGUGUGCAUAAAAUGUUUAGUGUGUUAUAUAUUAUGUAUAUUAGAAUGUAUUCUUAAGAUUUAGUGGGAAUGGCUUCCCUUAUUUUUAGUGGAACAAUUUUUUUAAAAGCAUCACAGAUAUUUUGCUCUAGAAACUUUUUUAAUAAUGAACUUAACAAUAUUAUACAUUAAUAUAAAAAUAUUAAGCCAUUUUUAUUUUCAUUGAUAGAAAAACAUAUUAUUUUUUGGCAACUUCCACUUAAGAAGUAUAUUUAAAUAUUAGGUUUGGCGUAAAUUUAUACAUUUUUGUCAUCUCUGGAAUUUAAAUGAAAAAUUAUUUCCAAAUUUCAAAGAUCUUAUUACAUUGUUAAAUUACUUAACAAUGUAAAAAAAUAUAACAAAACAUUAACUAUUCAUUUUAUCAAAUGUCAUUUUAAAAAGAGUAAUUUAUAUUUUUCUUAUAUAAUUUAUUUUUUUAUUACAUAAUUGUGUUAAUAUCAGUUGCAAAGACAUAUAUUUGUAAUUAUUUAAUAAAAAGCUAUUUAUACUCAUUGGCUCAUAAUUCAGAAAUAAUUUUGAUCUUGAAAAUGUAUCUAUUUAUUUAUUUAUUUAGGCAUUUUUAUAUAGCGCUUACUAAGCGCUUUACAAUUAUUAAAAACAUGUAAACUAAGUAAAAUAAAUACUAUACUAUAGAAAAAAUUAAAAUGGCUAUUAAACGAGUAAACUUUGGCAUGUUUUGGCCUAUACUAGAGGAACAACCCGAGACAGAAAAUGAGGCAGGGCAAGGAGGGUGCAUCACAGGUCAUAGGCGAACCUAAACACAUGGUAAAACACCACCAUCACCAUGCAGGCAAUAUAUAGAUAAGCAAGAGUGUGGUUAAAUAAUGAGUUCACUAGCACGCAAAAUACAAUUCCCGAUAACUACGCUAAUAAUAAAUUUUUUUUAAAAUUGCGCAAUUGCGUUUGGUGCGUAAUAUUUUCUUUUCGGAAAUAAAGUCGUCUCAAUUUAAGUAUUGUGUAAAAAAUAGUGUCCCUGGUUGGGACAUGAGAAUAUUAAUAUAGUUCAUGGGAGUGAAAUAAAAAGUGUGCAGUGACGUAUCAUGGGGGAAGGGGUGUAGCAAAUAUUGGGAUUCUUAAAUGUGCGUUAGUUGAGUUCAUGUUUUGUGAAGUAUCUCUACUACAUGGGAACUUCACGUCACCAAUGUUUGGCAGGCUCUAUCAAGUUAAUAUUAUAAUGCUAUCAUUAAUAUUUCUCCUUUCCACUUCAUACAGAUAAUCCAGGAGUGUUGGUGGACAUAAGGGAAAACACCUGCUCUACUAAUGAUUUUAGAGCAAAUUUCAGAGAUAUGAAUGUAACGUUUGAGUUAGAAAAUGAAACCACAUCUACUUUCUGUUUGAUAGAGAUAACUAACAACAUGAUUAAAUUUUAUGAUGACGGCAGUCUACAUAUCAUAAUAAAAUAUGGAGAAUCUCAUAACAGCACAAGCAGUUUGCUACAUUCAGGUAAGGGAUAAUAAUAGUACUGGAGUGAAACUUUUUGUGAAAUUAAGCUAUUCAAAAAAUAGUUUCUCUGUCUUUAAUACACCCAUAAUAUGAAUAAAUAGAUAGAUAGACGCUCAGAUAGAUAUAUUCCCAUUAGAAUAGCACCCAGGCAGAGAUAUUCCUUUAAGAAAAAGUUCAAAAGUUUUAAUGCAGAAAGCGCAUUCAAUGAUUUUCAAAAAUAUUUAGCUCGCGUGUCGCUCAAUUUAUUUCGUUUCCGUAAAAAGGAAAAGGAAUUGGAACUAUUCUACUUUCAUACUAUACUUACUCACUUACUUACUCAUGCCUUUCUACCCCAUCUGGGGCAUAGGCCGUCUACAAGAACUUUCCACUCAUCACGGUCCCGUGCUUUCCUUUCCAAUUGCUUCCAGGUGUAUCCCAUAUUUUGCCUGUCAGCAUCUAGCUCGCUUCUCCAUGUAUUCUUAGGCCUUCCUCUCUUUGUUUUUCCCUGUGGAUUCCAUGUUAGGAAUUGUCUGGUGGUGCUAUCUGAGAGGUUUUCGGAUCGUGUGCCCUAUCCAUCUCCACCUUUUCUUUAUAAUAUCUUCAUCAAUGGGCACCUGGUGUGUCUUUUCUAGUAGAUCUUUGUUAUUGAUAGUAUUUGGCCAUUUCAUUUUCAGGAUCUUUCUAAGGCAUGUGUUUAUGAAUGUCUGCACUUUCUGCAUAAGGCUCACUGUUGUUUUCCAAGUUUCUGCACCAUAUAUUAGGACUGUUUUGACAUUUGUAUUAAAGAUUCUGACUUUGGUUUGCAGUUUCAGCUCCUUCGACUCCCAUAUUUUCUUAAAUAGCACAAAUGCCAAUCUAGCUUUUCUGAUUCAGGCCCUUACGUCUGCAUCGAAUCCGCCAUUUGUGUCUAUUGUGCUGCCUUAAGUAUGUGAAGGACUCCACUUCUUCCAGUGCCUUUCCUGCCAGAUAGAUAUGCUAAUGGUUGGAUGGGUUCACCCUCAUGAUUUUUGUCUUGCUUUUAUUUAUAUUGAGACAAAGCUGUGCUGAAAAGGUGGCUACGUCUUUUGUCUCAUACUAUAGCUGGUUUAUUAUUUUAUACCGUUUUUCUGGUCCAAUACAUCAUUUAUUUGGUAUGUGUAUAUAGCCGAUGAUGGCGGGCGAUAGGGUAUAAACGCUAGCGGGCGAUGGCGGGGGAUACGGGAAGUUACUUGCUAACCAUUAAUUUCCCAUUGGCUUGACCACAAAACAUUCAUAUUAUCCCAACGUAAGGGUAAUAACUCUAAAUUACAAAUUGAGUUCUUUUACAAAGAUUAACGCAUCUCGCCAAUUUAAAACCCAUUUAAUGUGUAAAAAAUUUAUUAUGUAGAGAAUUGAAUAAUCUAUCAGAUAAUACCAAAUAUGUAUGGGUGUACUAAAAAUGUACAUAAAAAAAAAAUUAAAAUCUUAUUGAAUAUGAAAAAAAUUCUAUUUGACAGGACAAUUUCUGGACAUUUAUCGAUAAAUAAAAACCUUAGUUUAGCUUAGCUUGGAACUGAGCAAAACAAAGCUGUUACACAACACACACCCAAAAACAGUGUUUUGUUCGAGUCAGUGCGAAUGUUUUUCUGCCAACGCUGAAAACAUUGUUUUUUGCGCCCUGGGAGUCGAAUUCUGCGAUGUUCUGAAGAAUUUCCAGGAAUAGCCAAACCACCAACAUCAGGGACCUCUGCCUGUCGUCUUUUCCUUAAAGAACCCUUCAUGAGGCUGCGAGCAAUGUCCAAAUGGAAAUUCAAGUGCAACACUGGCUUUGAUUUUGGGGGACGUGGCAUAUUUUUGUAUAAAAUAAACGCAUUCAACGCCACCGCCUCAACCAAAAACCACAAACAGCAUCUCCACCACUUGUGGCUUUUUCUGCCAAUAGGGUAAUAUGAUCUUAGCUGAUCAUGUCUGUCCACCCCACCCAUAUUAGCAUUGUAGAUAAGUACAGACUGGGGGAACUGUUUAUCAAUAGGGCCAUCUUUUGUACGGCGUGAUGCAGUGCCUAGUGUAGGCGAUGCGUUGGUCCAAAUCAUGGAGAUGGCACGUUUGUCCCUCCACCAACAUGCAACCAGACGCCCUAUUUGCCUCAUCUCACAUUGGUUUUUGUUGAUUAUCCCUUUUAGGUCAUUCGGCCAGUGUCUCCUGUUUUGUCGAGUUUUUGCACAUGAAUAAGUGCCACUUGAUAACAAAUCAUAUGCUAACUGCACGGACGAACAAAAAUUGUCAAAAUAAAAAUGAUGGUUUUUAUUUAGAUAUCUGUUGCCUAAUUUUUAGAUGACAUUUUAGCCUAGUCUAUUGGGCUUAAUGGUGUCGGAUUUCAAUGUAUAGAAAUCAAAGUCUAAAAGGAAUGAUGUGGCCGAGUCACAGCAGCACCAGACUUUGACACCCCAUAAGUGGGGCUUUCCUUUGAUAUGUUGUAUAAAAGACAGUCUGCCUCUGAAUGUAAUCAUAGCUUCAUCAAAAGCUAUAGCAGCUCCAGGUCUGUAUAAUGUAUUUCAGGCAUCUUUUACAGCUGUGAUAAUUGGUCUGAUUUUCUACAUGGGAUCGUACCCAUCUUGGCCUUUCAGGAUAUAAAACCUGCUGUCAGCCAGGUGAAAGUAUCGAGAAAUUUCUUGAUACCAGUAUCUAUUUCUUGAUAUCUAUUUCUGGAUAUAACAUUAGCCACAGUGGAUACUUUUAACAGAGGAUCUGUUGACCAGUACAUAGGGUAUGCUGGUAGUUUGUGCACACCAAACAUCAUAUUGAUGUAUAUAAAUGUUUGAAUGUCUCUGACAGUGACAGGAGUGAAAUUGUGAGCAUUCCUGGGGGCAGCAUACAAAUUGGUCUGGUCGGAAAUCAUUUGUAUUAUUUAAUCAGGAAAAAAUAGUUUAAAUAAUUCCAAUGGCUGAGACUGAUGAUCAAUAUUCAUAUUUACAAUAUUAGGCCCAACACCUGAUGUAAACAUAGCGUAGCACUCCAAGGAAAAGGAGUAGUAGUAGUAGCUUCACUAUCAUUAUCCUCGUCAGAGCUCUCACUCUCAUUUUCAAUAUUGCUACCACUACCAAAAACACUUUUAUCAGGAGUUUCGCCAAAUCCAUUUUCAAUGUCACGUUCAUUUGAAUCACUAUUGCUAUCAGUUUCAUUACAAUUAUUGGAAACCAAACUUUCUAAAAAUCGGAAUGCCAUGCUUUAAUGAAUAUCUGGAUGAAAGCGAUAAGGGAUCGUCCAGCUGAGAACCUUCCCUAUUUGCAAAAACUAGCAAAUAAACAACUCCCCCUUCAGAGUUUACAUAUUCUAAUGCGAAUUGGAGUGAUUCUGGGAGUUAUUUUAUUAAAAAAAACUUAAUUUCUAAGUAAUUAUAUUGUGCGUUCUUCCUUCUACUUCUAGAUUUAGAACACACUACUAGUUCAGAAACUUUACCCAGUGUGAUUAUUGAAGUUGUGUGCUUUGUUAGCUUACUUUUGGCAUUUCUUCUGGGCUGGUAUGCUCUCUGCUGGUUUAUAUGCAGGUAAGUUUUCGUUCUGUGUAAUUAAUUGAUGAUCCAAUGUUCAAUGCUGCAAAUGUUUUCAAAAUGGUUGGAAAAAGAAACAAUAACUAUAUUAUAGUCCAAACAGUUAUAAUUAAUUAAUAAUAGUUAUUUAAAUCUUUAAUAAUCUUUUAAAAUAUUUAUUUCACAUUGAUAUAUGUUACUUGUUUUAAAAUCUGUAAAGGAAAAAAGCAAGCGUUUAAAAAGCUUGGAUUAAUUAUUUUCUAGCAGGCUCUGUAUAUUUAACUAAACAGAAAUUCUAACUUUUGCAAAGGAGUUAUGCAAAAGAUUUUAAGAACUCUGCUCCAACAUAAAUUUACCAACACCCUACACAGAAAGUAUAGAGCAAUACAGUGGAAUCAUCAAAUUAUUUUUUCUACCUACAAUAAAAAUUCAUCACCAAAACAUAGAAACUUUCCUUUUAGGUUUUUUUUUUUGGUGAAACUUAUGAAAUUUGGAAAUAGAGAGAUGACUGAAAUGCAAGUUCACUGAAGUUUCAUCAUCUUUUUUUAUGUGUUUUAUAGAAGAAUUAUGUGCUCAGAUUUCUAAAGAGCUGUUGCAAUGCUUCUUACCCACUUACAAAGUUAAGUAAUAAUCCUCCUAGUUGUUUAGAUUCACUCUGCAAGAUCCCACUUAAUCCCAAUUCUAAGAAGUCAUGAUGAAGCUAAAAAUGUCAGGCCCCUGGUUCCCAGAUAAUUAAAGAAAUCUGUCAAAAAAUUGUCUAUGUUUUAGCUAUACUAGUAACAUUAAAUAUAUGUGUCAGGAGAUGGAUACCAUGUAGUGAAAAUGUUGCCUCAUUUCUGUAAUGUGGUAUUAAAAAUCCAGCCCUACUCCCUCUCACCAUGAUAUCAAGAAUACUUCAUGAAUUCUUGGAUGUUGAAUUAUUUAAUUAUUAUAAGUUAAAUGUUAUUAGAUAAGAAGCAUUCAAAGAAAAGUUUUUUUUUUUUAUUUUGGUUAUUAUUUUGUUUCUGCAAAUACAAAUUUUGUAUAAAAAUUUUUUUUUAACAUAAUUAGUCGCAUUUUAUACGAAAUUUUUAUUAACUCAUUGUCAAGUUUAUUUAUUUUUUUUUAAAGAAAAACUUUGAUGCUGUGUAUGUACUGGUACAGUUUCAUUAAUGUACCUAUAAUGAUACAACCAGAAAAUUGCAAGUAAGUAGCCUACAGAUUGGCAUUUAUGAGUUUACUAUGUUUUUAAUAUUUUAAAUGCAUUUUUUAAAGAAAAACAGCAGCAUUCCUUAAUGAUACCAUAGAAACUUUAUUUACAUUUCAUAUUUCCUAAAUUGAUAGUUUCAUUACAAUUUUUUUUUCUACAAAUAAAGGAUAAAAUAUAAGGGACUGGAUGUAAGCCUUGUGAAGUAAAUACAAAGGAGAUAAUAUAUGUUGAGGCUAUCCACCAUGGCUUUUAUUUCUUACACAAAUUACACACCAGUGAGAUUUUUGGCAUCAUAUCACCAUAUGGAAUCAAUCAAAUACACUUUUACUAGUGGUCCUCAAUUUCCCUCCUUUUCUUUUAUCUUGGCUUUUUUUUGGUUUAAAAUUUAAAGUUUACACUUACAAAUUCUUACCUUGAUUAGUAUCACAGAAAGCUUAUGUUUCUAAGCAAAGAGUUACAUUCAGAUCUUUGAACAAAUUCCUUUUUUUAUUUCUUAUUGUUUGUUGUAUCUUAGUUUUGUCAUGUCAGCUGAAAAAGAUAUUUAGCCAAAACCUUCUCUGUAACUGUUUUGCCCUGUCUUUUCUUUUAAAAAAAACCCAAACAUUUUUUUUUUACAAGCUUCAAAGAAAUUUUUUUUACAUAUAAUAUUCCCUAAAAAGAUAAUUUCAUCACAAUAAUUUCCUUUUACAGGAAUGACAGUGAAAUGGUGCCUUUGAUGUCACAAACAGGUUUGUAAUUUCAAUUUAAUUAUUUUUUAAUUUUGCUUAAAGUACACAAACUAUAGCAUUGAGAGUUGGACCCCACUCAGAAGAGGCUGCAUUAACUUAUAUUAUAAUAAAGCUCUGUCAAAAUCAUAAUUUAUUAAUGAAAUUGAUCAUAACAUGUGUAAAAUUCAAGAACUAUAACCACUAAAUUUUUAAUCCUUGGUCCUUUAACUGAAUAUACAUUAUAAAAAUUGAAAUUAUGGCACUCAACUCCAAAAGGCCUUGAUUUUAAAUUUCCAGUCCUGUUGCAAAUUUCUGUUCAUGUCAGCUGUUAAAUGACUCUGUUUUAGUAUAGGGAUAACUCUUGUCACAGAAGCAGCAUUAACACCAGGUUUAAUAUUUCAUAUUAAAUUAAAUAUAUAAAUGAAUCAUUAAUUCAUUUAAAAAAAUCAAGUAUUAUAAAACACAAGCCAAAACACAAACUGAUUGAACGAAAUCCUUAACAUAACCACCAUCAGUAGUCAAAGUUUGAUGAUGAAGUUUAUGUUUUACUUCCUUUAGUAAAAAUCAAUAAAAUCACAUAAAGGCCUUUUAAUUUAGAUAUUUUUUAUUAUGUAUGCAUUACGAAAUAUCUUUAAUAUUAUAGAAACUUUUUUUAAAAAACUUAAUAAAAAAUUAGAUCCUGAAUUCAAAAUAAUUUAACUUUCAGAAAGUUUCAGAAAAUUCUAGAAUUUUCAUUUAAAAAACAAACUGUACUGGUAAUUUGUCAAAAUAUUAUAAAAACAUAUGCAAACAAACAAAGCUUUCCAUGAGAUUGUAAAGUUUUACAGAACUUUGUAGAAGUUUCAGCAAUCUCAAUUAAUGAAAUUUGAAAAAAAAAUCAAUUAAUUUAUUAAAGACUUCUAAGUUUUAGAACAUUGUUUUUUUUUAACCAAUGUGUCCCACAGCACCUGGGGUUAUACCAACAAUAUCUUCAGGGUGCUGUAAAUAAUUCCUGAUAAAGUGUUCAGAUAUAACACAUUUAGUUAUUUGAAGUUCUUGUUCACUAACUUUCCUAAUGUCUUUACUAAAAUACUUCAACUCAUAACAUGGUUUUGAAAAAAGAAGUACCUGAUGCAGAGAUCAAUAGUAUCCUCCAAGUCUCAAAAUAUACAUUCUGUGGGAAGGAUGAUAUGUCACCAGUUACAAAGAUGUUUAAAUCAGAAACAUAGUAGAGAAACUGAGAUACUUAACUGAAAAAUGUUGAAAGAAACAAAAAAAAAUCUAAUAUAUUCUUAAAAAUAAAAAUUUAAAAUUCUGAUAUAAUGCAUGAGCUAUGAGAAGAUAGUGUAGCUUCCAGUCUGCUCCUACUCCUUGAUGGCUGUUUGUUUGGUAUUCACCUUUUAAUGUUUGUUUUUUUUUUAAAAUACAUUUCUCUAGAAGUCCUUCAUUUCAAUAUCUUUUUUCAAUUUUGGUUGAUUAGUGUCAUUAGUUGUAAUUUUAAUUUUAAUGCAUUGUAAUAUUAAAAUGUAUUUUAAUCUAAAUAUUUACUCUAUCAUAAAAUUACUAUGCCAUGUUUUUAUCCCAGCUGAAGAUAUAAAUGUGUAAACACAAGACGUUGACACAUGGAAGUCUAUAAGUAAAAUUAAUGGAUUUUUUAAGAUUCUUUAACCAGACUCUCUAAAUAGCUUGUAUAUCAUUAAUUAAUAUUUUUACCUAUUCAGCUGUCAUAUUUGAGAUAUUGUCAUGACAUAAUAUGUGAUAGCAUGUCUUUACAUUUACAGUUGACCCAUUUAAUAGUAGAGAUGAACUGGGAGCUCCAUCCCAAGACAUAAUUAUUGACAUUGAAGGCAAACUAGGUAAAUCUAUCUUUUUAUACCAAUAGAUUUUGGUAGAUUCUAUAUCAAAUUUUGACUUUUAUGUAUCUUUCUCUUUCUCCCUCCCACUUCUCUCUAUUUAUAUAUAGAGAGAUAGAGAUAUAGAGGUAUAGAGAGAGGGAGAGAUUAUCUAAAAGAUGUCAAUUAUGUUGAUAUUUUUUCUCUAUUGCAAAACUUUACAAACUACAUGUUGUGACACAUUAUUGUAACAGUUGCAAUUUUUAAGUGUGUUUUGUAAACGUAAUGUGAGACUUAUGAGUCUAUAUGAAAAAGCAAUAACAACAUGCAUUAAAUUAAAGAUAGUCCUACAAUCUUGAAAAUAUUUUUCGUUUUAAAUCAUAUUAUAUUUUCAAAGAUAUAAAUGAAAUUUUGUAAAUAUCUGUUUUAAGGGUUAAGUUUAAAGCUCAGAAUGAUAGUAAAACUGAAAUACUUUGUUGUGAAAAGACAUACCUAAAGAGUGUCACCCACAUGAAAUUUAUGAAAAUAUAUGGUGCAAAGAUUAUUGGAUUUACAAAGUAGCAAUGACAGAAAAUCUGAAAAAUUCACAUACAUGCACACGCACAUAGGUAGUUUAUCUAAUUUAAAAAAAGUAAAUAAACAAAAUAAUUCUUAAUUUUUCUUCCAAAUCACAAAUUUUAUUACAAUUAAAAUAGGUACAAAUACGGUUAUUUCUUAAUUAUGGUAAACUAUUAAAAAACAUAUUCCCUUAUGUUUGUUUAGCCUGAACUAUUUCUAAAAAGGGUGCAAAAUCGAUGCUCCAAUAUUAUACACAUUUCUUUAAUCUUUAAUCAAAUUAGAUAUUUCCUUUGUUUAUGGAUUCUCAUGUGGUUAAUGGGAUCUUUUUAGUGUUAAUUUCAUGUGAACUGAACAGUUGGCUAAGCACAAUGCUUCAUAUUUUGCAUUGCCAUUUCAAACUUUAUUCCAUUUUUGGAGGUUAUCCCAGAAAAGAUAAAAGGUUAUCCACACAUUUUCUUUGCUUGUGUAUUUUACAGGGCAUCUGUUACGCCUUUCAAACACCUGAUAAACUCAAGUGUGCUGAUAACAAAUGACUUUUAAACAGUUAUUCUUCUACUCAUGAUGUUAGUUUCCCGGGUUAAAGGAAUUGACUUUAUGAAAUGUGAUUCAAUAAUCAGCAAUAAUCAGAGAUUUAUUAUUAAUUAAAAAACAGUUGAUUGAUAUUUGAUUCUAUUAGACUACCAAUUCUUAUACCAGUAUUCACAAUAAACAGGUCCUACUGUAUAUAUAAAUGUACAUUUUCAAUGAAUCUAAAGCUUUUAUAAUAAAUACUUGUUCAUAAUCAGAUUUUGAUGAAGGGAAUAAGUUAUUUGACCAUCCUUCAAUUUAUGGCUCAUACAUUUUAUUCAGACAUAUUUCAAUUUUUUCCUUUUUAUAAUUGUACUGCUGUCUUAUAACAAACAACUUGAAGUUACUUUAAAUGCGUGUUUUUUUAAAUGUAUUUCACUGAAGUGUUGUUUCUUUCCUUUUGAUCAUAUCCACCUCGUUUGUUGACCAGAGAUAUCUUUAGUCACACAUUUUUUCAGUUUUAGUAUAUAAUGUAUUUUAAUUUAAUUAGCAUAAAUUUAAAUUAUUAUUGUAUUUAUCUUAGAUGACACGCCACAAGCAACUGAAGACAUUGAAGAUUCCACAGGUAAAUAUAAUCUUUGCUUGAAAACAAUGGAUUUUCAAGUUUCUGAAACCAAACCUACUAUCAACAGCAUGUAUCAUGAUCAUGUAUAUUCUCUGCAGAUAAUUUUAGCUUUUAAUCAGUCAUUUAUCAUAUAAAGCCCAGUGUGUCUGUUUGUUUGUAUGUAAUUUAUGCAUUUUAAUCAGUUACUUUAAAACAAUGAAAUCUAACAAUGGAUCGCAAGCAAAUUUGACAUGGUCAUACCUCCUGACUUUUGCAUGGUUCCUGGAAAGUUUAGUAACAAUCCCCUUAUUCCAAAAGCUGUAAUUUAAAAAAUAGUAAACUAUAGAGAUAAAUGCUAAAAAAUAAUAUUUUUUUAAUAGCUUAACAAAGCUUCUUUAUAGAAGUCUGGGACUUUUAAGAUAAGUUAUUUUUAUGCUUUUUAGUACCCAUAAAUGAAUAGUUUGAAUGUGCUUUAAAAGAUACAUCUAAAGAACACAUUUUUAAAGAUGUGUGUAGGAAGCAUUCUCUGGAGUUUACUCCAGUGAGAUUAAGUCACAGGUAUGUUUGGUUAGUAGACAUAUUUUUAAUAAAGUCUAUGUUCACAGAACAGUGCUCUUUGAAAUAAAUAUUUGAAAUAAUAUUUUUGAUCAAAAGAUAAUUUAUUUUUUGUUAAGAAACUGUAGUUGAUUCUGUGGUAAAGAGGUGUUUACUUUAGAUUAGAAUCAUUACAUAGUUCAGGGGAAUGCCUAAAGGCUGCUUUUCCAUUACCAGUUCUAUGGGUUUAUCAGCCUGUGAGUUUUUUCGUUAAUUAUCAUAACAAACUUUAUAUUAUACAAUAUUAUUAUUAUUAGAUAAUAUACAAGUUUUUGCUGGGGUUUGUAUUUGAAAAAUAAUAUUUUAAAGCGUUAUCAGAGUACAAAUAAAUUUACGGUCUUUUCUAAAACCCUUUGUGAUUUAUUAAAAUCACUAUUCACUGACCUAACAAAUGCUAUUAUUUGGCCCUUUCAAACAUCACAAUUUAAUCCCAUGUUGCAGUUUUUUUUUAACUAUGCGCCUAUUGAAAAUGUUCAUAUAAUUUUGGAAGUUUAAAUAAAGUUAGACUUGCAUUUCUCAACCUGAUUUAACUCAUGGCCCUUUUUUUAACAGUUUAUUUAAUACAUUUCAGACAGCAUCUCUUCUGCAAAUGAAAGUCAAGAUCUUUUGUCAAUUCUCAAAUUUCAUGAUAACAAUGGUAAGCGUAAUGUUUAAUGCACAUGAUGAGUUUCCUGAAUAAUCAUUUCUGAAUUAUAUAACAAGUUAUAGUCAGUUUUGCAGUUUUCACUUGCAGAAAACAAUACGUUUGUAAGAUUAUUGUACACAUUGAAGUACUCAUAAAUUUUUUUUUUAAAUACAGAGAUUCCCAUUUUAUGAUUUAAAGCACAUGUUUUCCAAAUAUUUUAAAUUAAUAAAUUUUAAAUAUAUGUGUCAUUCUAAAAAUAAUUGUGUAAGAAGUUCCUAUUUCAUAUAUCAGUACUUUAAAGCUUUUAUGAUUUAAUACCUUUAAUUUCUUCUGUUAAGACUUCACCCAAAAAAUUCUUUUUAUGUAAAUACUGUAAAAAAACAACAACUGAUGACUGCUUAGUAGUAUAUCUAAUGAUAUGCCUUCUUUAAUUAAAGUGAAGAAAAUUGACUUUUAAACUGUUACAAUUAAGUUAGAGAUUCUGAUACCAAAAAAUAAAUAAAUAGAAGAACAAAAACAACAUUGAAAGUAAGCUGAACACAAGUGUACUAGAUUGUCAGAAUUCCAUAUAAAUUGACAUUUAUUAAUUUAAGAAGUAUUUAUUUCUGAAAAUAAUUAUUCUCCUCCUACAGACCUUUCAAAAAGUGGUGCUACCAAUAGAAUCAUGGAAGAAGAGGGCAAUGACUUGUCAAGAGUUACUGAAUGUGAUAAAACUAUUGAUCUUUCACAAGGUAUGAUGUUCUUCUUUAAUAUGUUAAUAUGAGCAUUAACAACUUAUGAUGCUGAGGGCUAAUGUGAUUGUUGUUUUGUUUUGUCUUUUACUGUGUGCUUCAAACUUUCUUUCCUGACAUAGAAAAGCACAAUUUUAAUAAGGCAAUAAGAAUUUUAUGGUAGAUGUAAGCAAAAUGUAUAUCACAAAAGUGGAUAAAAAAAAUUAUUGCACUUUGAAUAUCAUAAUUUUACAUUUUAAAAAUUUUAAACUUAUCGUUUGCUUGACUUAAAUGUGUUAUUAAAUAAUAAGUUCUUAUAGGGAUAAGGCAGCACUUACUUUUUUUAAACACCCCCCCACAGAACCCAAAUCACAAAGAAAAAUAAACACAUUUGUGAGGUUAAAAUUUUAAUAAUGGUAUAUGAACAAAGUCCCAAACUUUGAUAUUCCAAAUGAUAGAUGGAUAAGAAGGUAUGUACCAGAUCAUGGUGACAGAAAGAGAUACAUAUAUAGAUAUAUCAAUGAAACAACAAACAUUGCAAUCCAUUAAAUUUUGAAGUAAACAUGGUGUAUUUAAAAAAGAAAACCAAAUCAUGAGUGUUUACAAUGACCCCAACAACUCACUUUAUUUUUUGACUGUAAAAACAAAAACAAGACAAAAAUCAACUUAAAAGAUGUAUUAUUCAUUGCUUUUAUAUCGUUUUUAAUCUACCAGUUUAGGUAUAUUUUAUGUCUUUUAUAACAGGCUUUUUCUUUUUAAACAAAUCAACUUGAAUGCCUAAAAUUAUGUUUAAAAUUUAUUUUAACAAUUAAAGCACAAAAAUUAAAAAAUGUUUUUUGACAUUGUUUAUCUUCUGCAGUCAAUUCAAUAAAAGCCACAUCAUGAUGUUGUUAUGUUAUAAAAUACAUUUUACUUUUUAUAAAUACUUUACCCCAUUUCUUCUUAUUUCUUUUUCCGUAGUGCCCAUCCAAGGUCCUUCUACAGAAGAGUUAAGACUCAGAAAAAUUGAAUGUAAAGGUAAAUAUAGUGCUGUUCUUUGAAGUAAAUUCUCCUAAUAAAAUGAUAGUUUUUAAGCAGCAAUAAAAUUUGUAUCGUUUAUUUACAGUUAAAAAAUAAUACUUUGUAAACCCUUAUUUUUUCAUUUGCACCAGAUAGACUCAACAUACAACUUAAUAAAACUAUCUCAAAAUAUUCUAUAUGAUUCAUUGCUUCUUUUUUUUUUUUAAAUAAAAGAUUGAAAUAAUAUUUUUACAAAAACAAUUAAAAAUGUAUAUUUCUUUAUAACAAAAAUCAUCCAUUGGUGGUUAAUCCUUUAUUACCUGGUCGUUAAAGCAUCAAAAUUUUUUUGCUUGAAAUUUCAUAAUAAUGCACAUUACUUAUUUAACUUAUACAAUUUGUUCUUCAGUCAAAAUCCCACCACAUGCAAAAAUAAAAGAGCUUGUAAUAAAAUAUUCAGGUAAUUAGAUAUUGAAUUAAAAAAUAACAGUAUUUCUUUUAUUUCUGUUUAUUAACAUUUCAUUUAAUUAUAAAUGUUUUGAUAAAAAAUAACUUAAACUCAUAACAUAAUUUUAAAAAAAUAAAUAAAUAAAAUAUUAAUUGUAAUAAAUUAAUGUUAACCCUUUAAAAAUGUGAACAGUGUAAGUUACAUCCCCACAAGACAACUACGCUCUUCCAUUGACAUUAGAACCCUCUCAAUCCCAAGAACGAAAACUAAGACCAUCGGUGAAUGCUCCAUCUACUUUCAUGGGCCCACGUUCUGGAACCAGCUCCCCUUCCAUAUCCGUCAUUGUGAAACCUCGUCCAUUUUUAAAAGUCCCUUAAAACCCAUCUGUUUAGGUCCGCCUAUGAUCUGUGAUGCACCCUCCUUGCCCUGCCUCAUUUUCUGUCUCGGGUUGAUCCUGUAUUAUAGGCCAAAACGUGCCAAAGUGUCCUCGUUUUAUAGCCAUUUUAAUUGUUUCUAUAGUAUAGUAGUUACUAUCCUAGUGUCUCAUUUUUUAUUUUACUUAGUUUACAUGUUUUUAAUAAUUGUAAAGCGCUUAGAGCUUUAUGGUAAGCGCUAUAUAAAAAAUGCCUAAAUAAAUAAAUAAAUAUAGCGAAAUGACUUUAUUUCAUUAGUAACUUAAUAAAUAGCAAUUUUUAAAGAAAAGAAGUUUGUUUAUAGCAGAAAGACACAGAAAUAGUUAGUUGUAAUGAAUUUCAGCAGACUAUACAUUCCUAUGUGUCUUAAACUACUUCUAGUACUAAUAGUGUUUAUAAAUGCUCAAUUUUGUUUUAACAGAUAAUCUUGCAACCUGUGAUCCUCAUUUAAAAACAAUAAUUUUGAAAGGGACAGAUGAAAACAUCAAAGUUUCUGAAGGUACUCAACGUCUCAUAUCUUUUGCAUACCUUUCCAUAUCUUGCUAUCUUUCCCAACCCUUUCCUGCUCUUUCUGAUCUUAAGCACAUCCUUCUCUACCUCUUUAUAACAGUUUUUUGUUUACCAGUCCCAUUCUCUUAUCAUUGAGGAUCUAUAUUAGUGCAUACCUAGUUUAUUUUGAAUUGGUUUUAUCAAAAGACAAUGCCAUUUCCACCUUCACUUCUAUUAAAUAAAUUGCAUUUUUUAAUUUUAUGGCCCCAUUCCUUGGCUAUAAACAAUUAACAUAUAAUAAUUUUUUGUUUAUAUGUAAUAAAAUACAUAUUUCUUUUUGUCUUAUAAUACAAAAAGUAUUUCAUAUUUAUAUUUAUUAUUAAUUUUCUAUUCUGUCAUGGGAACAUUUUUAAUAAUAUUUAAAGAUAUCUAAAGAUAUUUUAGAACAUUAUUAAACUAGUUUCUCCUAAAACAUCUAGACUAAAGUAUUGAUAUUGUAGCAAUAUUUUCAAAUGAUUUAGUUUACUUUUGGUUUUUAUCAAUAAAGUAUUAUAGUCCGUGUGUCUGUUUAAACUAGUUAAUAUAACCUAGUCUUUUCUGUUUGAGUGUAUCAAAAGAUCUUGACAUAAGGUUUAAUAGAGGACUUUCAUGUGUCAAGAGUGACAAUCAGUACUAUAAUUAAACGUUUCGACUAACAUGUUUUGAUGUAAUUCUAGAAAACUAUUGUUGAAUAUUUAUGUGGUCUCUCCGGCAGAUGUUCUCUCGCCCACAGAUGUUCUUGUGAGACCUGGAACAGAAC